AUGGUGUAUGUAGGGUAGGAAAGGGUAGCGUAAGGUAGGGUAGUGUAAUAAGAAGUAAAGUUAAACGUUUUUUUAAGACAUUCAGCCAUUAGGCAGGUAAGAGAGUUUAUUUUGACCCGUCAUAACGAUACGUUAAAGCAGAAAACAACAAAACUAAAGAAAAAAUUUUGAAAAAUUUUCAAAAUUUUAAAAAUUAUUAAAUUUUACUAAAAAUGCCUUUAAAAUUUAAAAAAAUCAAAAAAAACUUCGUUUUCAAAUUUUUCGGUACCUAGUGAUAAACAAAAGCCUGCUCAGUGGAACACCUAGUUAAAGUCGGGUUUUGGUAGUUCAUUUCCAACGGCAUUACCAGUUUUGUCAGUUCAGACAAACGUCUUUCAUAAUGUCUUCUCUGAGCGUAGAGAACGGCACAGCAAAUUGCUAGCAGGCCUAAAAACAUAUUUGUUAGAAGGUUAGGACUUAAUGUAAGGCGAAGGCUAAGAAUGAACUGGGACUGGAACGGACCGGGCUGAACUGAGGUUGGCCUAGAGCUUAACCGGGGCUGGACUGAUGCUAGAUAGAGCAAGGAUUUGGGUCCAGACUAGUGUUAAGACAAGAAUAACGAUUAAGACCAGGACCAGAACCAGGACCAAGGCCAAGACCAAGACCAGGACCAGGACCAGGACCAGGACCAGGACCAGGACCAAGACCAGGACCAGAACCAGGACCAAGGCCAAGACCAGGACCAGGACCAGGACCAGGACCAGAACCAGGACCAGGACCAGGACCAGGACCAGGACCAGGACCAAGGCCAAGGCCAAGACCAGGACCAAGACCAGGACCAGGACCAAGACCAGGACCAAGACCAGGACCAGGACCAAGAAGGCUAAGCCUCUGGGCUAGGGCUUUAGGCUAG
This is a messenger RNA of Bursaphelenchus okinawaensis, 892 nucleotides long. NCBI's taxonomy places the organism in Eukaryota, Metazoa, Nematoda, Chromadorea, Rhabditida, Aphelenchoididae. The record is from the annotation of a GenBank genome assembly.